Messenger RNA from Nymphalis io (European peacock), 3516 nucleotides. RefSeq lists its product as uncharacterized. Gene Ontology annotation, molecular function: cysteine synthase activity; cystathionine beta-synthase activity. NCBI's taxonomy places the organism in Eukaryota, Metazoa, Arthropoda, Insecta, Lepidoptera, Nymphalidae. Bases 91 to 3123 code for a protein of 1010 amino acids. Gene Ontology annotation, cellular component: cytoplasm. The transcript has 20 exons. The record is from RefSeq and is a predicted model, not a curated record.
UUUGUAUUAAAAUUUUGCAUAUAAGUUGAAUGUCAUCGCAAUAUAGAUUUAUUUCUUCAAUAGCUACGAGAACAAACAGUCAUACUCGUUAUGUUUAACUUGAUUAAUUCAAAGACGAAAUUUCCUCACUCCAGGAAGGAUAUUUAUAACUGGAAAUCCCCAUACGCAAAUAAGGUGUACAACAGCAUCUUGGACUUUGUAGGAAACACACCGCUUAUCAAACUUAAUAGAAUCCCCAAAGACCAUGGACUUUCUUGCGAAAUCUAUGCUAAAUGUGAAUUUAUGAACCCGGGCGGCUCCGCCAAGGAUCGGAUAGCACUUGCGAUGCUUAGAGAUGCAGAACAUGGAGGAUAUAUUAAUGAAGAUACACAAUUUGUUGAACCUACAUCUGGAAAUACAGGCAUUAGUGUCGCUUUAAAUGCUGCCUUGUUAGGUAAGAAAUGUUACAUCAUAAUGGGAGAAAAAAAUUCUUCUGAAAAAAUGAAUACCAUGCGAUUAUUAGGCGCUGAAGUAAUAGUAACAAAUAAAUCACCUACGCUUUUGGCUAGGGAAAUAAAAGACGCCCACCCAGACACUAUAGUUAUGUUGGAUCAGUUUGAAAAUAAUGUCAAUCCAAAAAUCCAUUACGAAACUACUGGAAUGGAGAUUUUGGAUGCUUUGGGUAAAGUAGAUAUGCUUGUAUCAGGAGUCGGUACUGGGGGCACUUUAAGUGGAGCAGGACAUAGAAUUAAAGAGAAGUACCCUAAAUGUGUUAUUGUGGUCGCUGAACCUGACGGAUCUACAAUGUUCAAUUCGGAUGGCAAACAACAUCCAUUUUUGGUAGAAGGCAUCGGAGGUUCAGUUGUUCCAAUCGUAAUGGAUAAAUCUAUUGUUGAAGCCUACGAAGUUGUAACAGACGAAGAAAGCUUUUCAAUGGCCAGGGAAGUUAUUCAAAAGGAAGGGUUACUCUGCGGAGGAAGCAGUGGAGCAAUAAUUGCUGCAGCAAUUAAAACAGCUCGCAAGCACAAGCUCGGUUCUGGACAACGCAUUGUUGUAGUUCUACCAGAUGGAAUACGGAAUUAUAUGUCUAAGUUCGUCAGUGACCAAUGGAUGGAAUCACAUCUAUUUAUGGACCCACCUGAACAUACUAUGAGGUGGUGGACAGAUCCAAUCACUAACUUAAUUUUAAAUCACACUUAUCCUAUUAUAGCCGAAACCUACACUUGCUCAGAAGCAUUGACAGAAAUGAAGCAGGAGAAUAUAGCUAUUGUAGUUAAUAGCAAAGGAUGGUUCGUAGGUGCGGUUUCCAAGGAUAAUUUCCGAAACUUAGCUACAAAUCCAACGAAAUUACCAUGCCAAAAGUCAGAAGACUUUAAUUUUAAAGAUCCAGUAACCGACCACUUGAUAAAAGAUUGCUAUAAAUUGGCAAAGAAUGGAAAGAAAGGAAUGCCAACAAUAGGCCUCCUAUCCCGUAUGUUAGAUAUAACUCAGUUUGUAGUCAUCGGUCGGAAUAUCUAUGAAUCCGAAGAAGUUCCGUUUAAACCCGAGUGUGUGGCUACAGGUGAUGAUAUCCUCAAUUAUAUAUUUUCAUCCAGCUAUGAGGAUCAGAGUCAUACAAAGAGGCUCGUAAAGCACGUGAAAAUGGAAAACGGUACAUCGAAGUUUUUUAACCUCAAGGAAUUUCCUCAUAUUGUUAGAGCUUUGGACAGAAAUCUAAAGAUACAGGAGAAUGUAUUAAAUGUUAUUGGUAACACUCCAUUGGUUAGGCUAUCGAAAAUACCUAAGCAAGAAGGUAUCCAAUGUGAAAUGUAUGCAAAAUGUGAAUAUUUGAACCCUGGUGGUUCAGUGAAAGAUCGAAUUGCAUAUAGAAUGGUAUUGGAUGCUGAACAGAGGGGUAUACUGAUACCUGGUAAAUCUGUGAUUAUAGAACCAACAUCAGGAAACACUGGAAUAGGCUUAGCCCUUGCUUCUGCUGUGAAAGGCUAUAGAUGCAUCAUCGUAUUACCAGAAAAGAUGUCAGAUGAAAAAGUUAAUACUCUGCAAGCACUUGGUGCAGAAAUCAUCCGAACACCCACAGAGGCUGCAUCUGACUCACCAGACAGCAAUAUAAGUGUUGCCCAGCGUUUAUCAAAAGAGAUUCCUAAUGCUGUACUUUUGGAUCAGUAUAACAAUCCAUGCAACCCACUUGCACAUUAUGAUGGAACAGCUGAAGAGAUCCUCUGGUCUCUGGAUGACAAUGUAGAUAUGGUAGUAAUUGGUGCGGGAACAUGCGGCACAGUUUCUGGCAUUGGUCAUAAAAUUAAAGAGAGAUGCCCCAAAUGUAUUGUAGUGGGUGUAGACCCUCAUGGAUCUAUACUUGCACAGCCUGAAGAACUUAACAAAUCUGAUGUUCAAAUGUAUGAGGUGGAGGGAAUUGGCUACGAUUUUUUGCCGCGUUCCCUGGACAGGAAAGUCAUAGACAAAUGGGUUAAGACGGAAGACAGCUCGUCAUUACAAAUGUCCCGGAGACUUAUUAAAGAAGAAGGAUUACUCUGUGGUGGCAGUAGUGGUGCCGUGAUGUGGGCAGCUGUGCAAGUCGCGAAGACCUUGAAGGCAGGACAGAAAUGCGUUGUCCUAUUACCGGACAACAUUCGUAAUUAUAUGACAAAAUUCAUCUCAGACCAAUGGAUGGAAACGAGAAACUUCAAACCUUACCCCACUAAUGACAAAUUGUGGUGGUGGAACAAAGUACUUACUGAAAACGAAGAUCUUAUUCAGGCAACUAAAAGUUUAUCACAAAACAGCUCAAUCAGUGAAGCUAUCGUAACAUUGAGGGAGAGUAAAGCACCGGUUGUCAACAUUGUGGAUGAUAAAGGAUCAUUAACAGGAAUUUUCACAGCAGACAAUGCUAGGAAGAGGUUGGCAAACUUAUCGGGCAGUGUUGUAGAAGGUCUAGAAAAAUUCACUGUAAAAAAAUUCUAUAAAAUUAAUCUCUCAAAUAGUUCCACACUAGCUGCUGUAUCCAGAAUGCUUGAUAUUGCUCCAUAUGUGGUGGUUGUCAAAACAGACACAUCAAGUAAUAUCCAGAAACCAAUCGGUGUAAUAACUUCUGAUGAUCUUUUGACAUACAUCACCAACAAAGGCAAUCAGUUGAAUGGAAAAUAAAGUCUUCCUUAGUUUAUUUGCAGAAAACGUAAUAUAUUUUAUAAGACAAUAUUAUUUAAUCAAAUAUAUUCACAAAAUAUAUGUUAACCUUUACUUUAUUGGACUCAAAUGUAGAUUCAAAGAAUAAAAGAAAUACAUAUUUGUAUUCUCUAAGGCUCAAAUGUACUAUAUCUCAAUAUGACAAAUAAUAUUUAUACACUUUGUAACGAAAAUGGAAUAGAAAUAGUUUUAUGACUGCCAACUGUACUUAAUAUUCAAUGACGAAAAAAUUAAUAGACAAUUUACUAAAGCAUUUACCACCUCAUUCCAUAGUGCAUCAAAUAAACAUUUAUGUUAAAUUCGACUUAAGUAACCUUACAAAUUAAUCAAUAAAACUGUUGUAAUACAUUUAUA